Lasiodiplodia theobromae is the source of this 1998-nucleotide messenger RNA. RefSeq names its product C6 finger domain-containing protein. Gene Ontology annotation, biological process: regulation of DNA-templated transcription. The coding region runs from base 1 to 1998 and encodes 665 amino acids. The record is from RefSeq and is a predicted model, not a curated record. The transcript has 5 exons. Gene Ontology annotation, molecular function: zinc ion binding; DNA-binding transcription factor activity, RNA polymerase II-specific. NCBI's taxonomy places the organism in Eukaryota, Fungi, Ascomycota, Dothideomycetes, Botryosphaeriales, Botryosphaeriaceae.
AUGUUCCAACCUGACUUCGCCGCCGACGACCAGCCUGACUGGAACAGCCACCUCGAUGGCCUGCUCGGCAUGGGCAACCAGUUUGGCGACCAGCCCGACCUAAUGUCGCCUACUGUCCCCGGCUUCAGCCUCCUUCACGAUGCCUCUCCCACCUCACCUUCGGUCCACUUGCAGCCGUGCCCCAGUAUGCCUGCAUCCGCUGGCCUGUCCGCCCUCACCCAGGGCCUGCGCGAAUGGGACAGUCUGGAUCUGCUCCCAGACGACCUCGUGGCUUCCUGCAACACUGUUGAUUCGGAGCCUUUCAACCCUCUCUUGCUGAGCACCACGCCCGUCGACAUCGCGUCCUGCGAGUCUUCCUCCAACAGCUCCGUCGGCAGCAUUCCCAUUCCUCAAUCCAGCCGCCAGGCUUUCUCGGAAUACUCGUUCUGCUCCGAGCCGAGCCUGGCUUACACCGGAUCAUCCUUCAACUCUGACCGAGGCUUCGACGUGCUGUAUACCGCUCACAAGCAGAACGAGAACCUGGCCCCGCCUCAGCAGCAUGCCCUGCCGAUUCCCCUUCAACCGCAGGUUUCCAGCUGGAAGCCUCCGCCGCAGUCUUCCCGGCCAGCGCACACACACAGAGCGAGACGCCUGACCGUCGAUCAGUCUAAGCGCAGUGCUCCCUCGAGCAUUGGGUCCAACACUGCGAAGAACCCGCUCAGCUUCAUCCACUUCCGCCCUAGCGGAGAGCCAGGCCAGCUCCUCAUCCACGGGGCCGAGCAUCCGCUGAACGGAAAGAAACCGAGAGGCCGGAAAAACCCCCUUACGCCCGCUCAGAAGAAGGACGCGGCUCUCAUGCGCCGCGUCAAAGCAUGCGAAAGCUGCAGGCAACGGAAAGAAAAGUGCGACCCUGGAAUCCCGUGCAAAGCAUGUAUUGAGCACUUCCGGUCCGACCUCGUGCGGCAGCCUUGCCGUGGCAAGACUCUGGAGGAUCUGGCAUCCUCCAUGCUCUCCGAUGAACUGGGAUGGUGUCCUAUGGAACGAACACUUGACACCUACUUCGGCCCUGAGUCAUACAAAAUCGAGUCCAAUGUUUCAUUUGUCAAUAUCGUGCUCGGAUUCGGUCCUCCGUUGCUUCGAGAAGUCCGCAGGGUCAUUCCGGAACAACCCAGCCAGCUGUUUCACAGCCACGUCGUUUACGAGUGGCCGUCCGGCGCCAAUCAGACUGCGUUGAGCAGCCGCCCGCGUCAGGACUACCAUAGGGUUCUCCCUGCUGUCCUUGCAGACACAUCUAAUCUCCGUCACGAACUGGAUGAACACCUAUCGAAGCUGGUCAACGAGGAGCAGCAUUUUCGCGAGUUUCCGCUGUUCAACUCACCGCUUGAAGUCCUCAAGCAUGUCUACAUAUUCUAUCGAGAUCUCGCAGACAUAACACACCGGCAUCUUCUCCGCACCGCUCUUAAACUCUUGGUAUUGGUUCAUAUUAGCGACAACACGAGGCUGGACCCUUUCGUGCCGCUCUUCUUCACUUUCUCCCGUGAUGCCGGGGACGUUCGAACCAUGACGCCAUGCUUCAUUCGGGGUCAACUAGGCGCUGUUAUUCCGCAUCUCGCCCAGGACCUCCUCCGCGAAUCACUGAACCGUCUGGAGAGCAUUUGCCUCGCCCGGCGCUGCACCGACUGGCCGGUUGUGCUUGCAACGCUGGCGACUCUCUGUAUGGCUGUUGAGAGCGUUCAGUACCACGCUGCAAAAGAGCCCUACCACGUACAGUUCGACGCCUCGAACCCAGAACGUAACAACAACAGCAGCAGCACCACUGGGGUGGUCAUUCCAACGAGACCCAAUCCAGUUGUUUACGGUCCGGAGAAGCCAGCCUACCUCGUAUCUUCAGGCCUUUCGGCUUCAUCAACGUCUCUUAAUGACUGUAGCGAUGAUUGCGAGCCUGCAUCUUCACUGUCGACCAUCAAUGAGGAGUCUGUGGACCGCCUCAUCUCAUUUUACCGCAAGGCAGCAGUCUGA